UAUUGUGUGUUUUCAAUUUCAUAUAAAUUGUUUCCGAAUUUCUAUUUCACUCAUCCAAAAAAAAAAACUUUAGUCAUUAGCAUACAUAAAAUUUGCCAUCAAAUUUCAAUUCAAUCAUAAUUAAUUUGUAUGAGUGUUUUAUCUCAAAAACAAAUCCCCUUGAUUGAUUUACUGCCCAUCAACAAAAACAUUCGAACAAUUAAAAAAAUCACCCUAAUUAAACGUUUAGUGUGUUUUGUCUUGUAGAUCAAUUUCAAAAGAACAGCAGUAUUUAAUCAAAUUUUCAUCAAGUUUUUGUUGUGGAAUAAUUCGAAAAGAAACUAUUGAGCCAUGUUCAAACAGCUUCUUUGUCGUUUUUUCCAGCAAGGAGCUUGUGCUUAUGGUGAUGGUUGUCUGUAUUCACAUAAUCCAAACGAAGCAGUACCUAUUCCCGAAGAUGUAUGCAUCUUUUUUCUUCGUUCAAAUUGUAUGUAUGCACAAGGUUGUUCAAGAAAACAUUGUACCAUAGAGGAAAUUGUUCAACAACGUGUCAAUAGUGAUGAUACUCAACAAGCUAAAAAAGAUGAAGGCCAAACAUCAAAUGAAGUAACUCAAGACGCAACAGCGGCUGAGAUCAAUACCAAUACUGAUUCAUCAAAAGACGCUGUUGUUGCAGCUAUUAAUACUUUGACAUUGUCUUCGUCAGCUGUGAACGAGGCAAUCGCAUCUACUAGCCAAAAUACAUCAUUGUUGCAAAACGAUGCAUCCACUUCGAAUAGAUCUUAUGCAUCAGCAGCUCAAAAUGGUUUCGAAGAAAAUGACACAAAUCGUGCAUCGCUUCCAUUGUGUACGUUUUUUCAAUCUCAUGGAUUCUGUGUCUAUCAGAAUUGUCGAUCAAUUCAUGGCGAAUUAUGUGAUCUGUGUGGAUUUUAUUCCUUACAUCCAUAUAAUAAACAACAAAGUGAUCUCCAUCGAUCGGAAUGUAUCAAAGAACAUGAAGAAUCAAUGGAACUAUCGUUUGCUUAUGCACGAAGUAAAGAACUAACCUGUGCCAUUUGUUUGGAUGUUGUUGUGGAAAAAGAACCACGUGCACAACGACGAUUUGGCAUUCUUGAAAAUUGUUCUCAUGUUUAUUGUAUUGAAUGUAUUAGGAAAUGGCGUAACGCACAGGAUAUGGACAAGAAAAAUAAACGAAAUUGUCCACAAUGUCGAGUCAAAUCGGAUUUUAUCAUACCGAGUCAAUAUUUUUAUGAUGACCAAACACAAAAGGCAAAAUUGAUUGAAGACUAUAAAAAAGCUUUAGGAUCCAAACAUUGUAAAUAUUUCAGACGUGGUCGUGGAAAUUGCCCAUUUGAAGGUGCCUGUUUUUAUAAACAUCAAUAUGAAGAUGGUCGUAUGGCCGUAUUACCAAAGCCAUCGAAAAAUCGACAUCGUAUAGAUCGAGUUGAUUUUUUGCCAUUUAUUUUUCUUGACGACGCAUUUCCUGAAUUUGAUGAUGAUUAUUUAUCAGCAUCGGAUAUUGAUUUUCUCGAUUAUGAUGACGACGACGAUGAUGAUGAUUGGCAAUAUCAUUUGUAAUUAUCCGAGAACAAAUGCGGUUAACCAUCAAAUGGAUUCUCAUCAUAAAUGAUAAUUUCUUUCAUCAAUACCUCUAGCCAAUUUUAGGGUGGAAUGUGUUCGUCAGAAUUAUACUAGAGAUAAUCUUAAUAUUUAUCCUCAUUAAAAAAAAAUCAAUCAAAAAACAAAAAAACAAAGCGCAUUCGUCUAAAUCAUAAUCAUUUUCAUUUCAUUUUUGUGUUGUUUCAUUUCACGAUUCAAUUUCAUUCCUAAAUUAAGCAAUAUUGUGAUAGUGAAUCUUGUAGACGAGCGCUCAUUCAUUCACACUUACAUACAUACAUACAUACAUACUCUUCUAUUCACACGCAAUUAGACCACCUCAAAAAGAAAUUUAUCCGUAAAAUUUUUUUUGUGAUAUCUCUUAAUUUCA
Molecule: messenger RNA, 1966 nt
Organism: Dermatophagoides farinae (American house dust mite)
Lineage: Eukaryota; Metazoa; Arthropoda; Arachnida; Sarcoptiformes; Pyroglyphidae
Product: putative E3 ubiquitin-protein ligase makorin-1
Biological process (GO): protein polyubiquitination
Molecular function (GO): metal ion binding; ubiquitin protein ligase activity
Source: RefSeq, a predicted model, not a curated record